Molecule: messenger RNA, 2382 nt
Organism: Magallana angulata
Lineage: Eukaryota; Metazoa; Mollusca; Bivalvia; Ostreida; Ostreidae
Product: protein FAM114A2-like
Exons: 13
Coding region: 163-2286 (707 amino acids)
Source: RefSeq, a predicted model, not a curated record
UAUGUUUUUAUAUAGGAACUUUAAAGAAGCAACAAAACCAUCCCUGUGGUAUCGACGCAAUAAAUAUAUUUGGUGGAUUGACGUGUCAAAUGUCAGUUUACUUCAAACAUAUCUGGCUUUCGGAAGAAGGAAGCCUAGUAAACAUUUAAAGUGUAUACAAGAAUGUCGGACUCUGAGGAUGAUGCAGCAUUUGCCAGUGCUGAUGAAGGAGAACCAGAAACUACAGCUGUCAGCAAAUCAACUCCAGCCUCAGAAAGUAAAACAAAAGAUUCAAAAAGGGAAAAGAGGGCAAGUGAGGACAACAACGAUAAAACUGAUAGUAAAAGUGGCAAUACAUCUAAAUCAAGUGGAAAUGAAAAGAAAAAAGAGACAAAGACUUCUGUUGCUUCCAAAUCUAAGGAAAGUGUGAAAUCAGAAGUUCCACCUGUGAAAAAGCAGGAAGAGAAAAGUAAAGGAGGAAAAGGUAAAAAGAAAAAGGGAAAACAGACAAAAGCAGAGACAGCAAGCCAGGAUUCAGGGAGAAAGACAGAAAAGAAUUCAGCUGGGGAUACAGAAGAAAAAGAAGAGAAAUCAAGUCCAACAGAGGCUGCAGAAAAUUUACAGAAGAAGGAUGAACCAAAAAUUGACAGUUCAGAAAUUGAGAGAAAAUUAAAAAUAUUUGACUCCGAUAAGUCCUCAGUAAGUGAAACAAUAUCAAGUGAUGAUAUAGUAUUAGCACCUGAAACAAAGGAGGCAAAGGAGAGUCAUUCAGAAGAGGCUAAUCUAAAAGUAAAAUCCACUGUCACAGAAGAAAAGAUAACAACUGAAGUGAAAAAAGAGGAACAAUUUACAUCUGAUAAAGAAAGGAAAGAGAUUUCAAAAGGUGACCAAGAAGCCAAAGCUGCUUUGGACAGGCUCUCUCAACCUUCAACGCAAAAGUCUGACAGCUGGAGCUCCUGGGGGAAUUGGGGAUCAUCCUUUAUGAAUGUAGCCUCAACAUCAGUUUCAACAUUCAGCAGUCAGUUGGGUGAUGGAUUCACCACUAUUAUGGAUACAGUAGAAACAGCACUAGGAGCCCCUCCUGUAGAUGAAUUGGUGAAAGAAAGAGGGCCAGACUCACCCCCAGAUGCUGAGAACAUUGAAAGAGAAGACCAAGAAGAAACACCAGUGCCAACAAAAACAACAGAUACAGGGAUAGAACCCCCUGCAAAACAGGAGAAUCCCCAAAUAGAGCCUCAACCCCCAAAAGGAGCCGGUGGAGGGGGUGGCUGGUGGUCUGGGUGGGGCAUGUCAAAUCUGUCCAACCUCUCCUCAGUGGUCCACAACACAACAAAUAUUGUGCAGAAAUCAGUCCAGAAUACCAGUAAUAUGGUUCAGAAAUCUAGUAAGACUUUGGUAACUGGAGGGUUAGAUGUGCUGGAAACAAUAGGAAAGAAAACAUUUGAAGUGAUAAAAGACCACGACCCUGGACUUAGCAAGACUAAAGGAAUUUUGUUUGAAAAAACGGAUAAACCAAGCCUUUCACAGCUCUUGCGUGAAGCACAGAAAGAAGAAGAGGCUAAAGAGGAACGAAAGAAGGAGGAAGAUGAGGCUCGACUUUCUAAUUUCAAGGCCUUGUUUGAAGAAAACCAGGGUUAUGCACAUCUGGAGGCCUUGGAGAUGUUGUCUAACAUGUGUGAAAAGACUGUGCAUUCACUGCUUGAGGACAUGUCUGAUCGUAAAUUGGACUCCAUUAAAGCAGAGUUAAUUCGCAUCAAGCAAGUCUUUGAAAGAAUGCAAGAAGAAAAUGAUAAUGAUGAUGAUGAAGAUAAAGAGCAUGAAUUUGGAAAACUAGUUGCUGAGCAUUUGACUGAGAUUCACUUAGGGACCACCCCUGAUAAACUUAAUAAGACACAACAGAAAAUUCGAGAGGUCAUAGCCAAAUACUUUACCUCAGAGGAUAUAUCAGUUAAGGAGCUUCAUCGAACAGCCAUUCAGUCAUUGGCAGAGUUCACAUCUAAGUCACUGGAGCAGUUCCACAAGGCUGGAGAGCUCAUCAUUCUACAGAGGGACACCAGUAAACACUGUGAAAGCAGGGCUCACAGCUUAGAGAAAUUAGCAAAAGUAUUGAGCACAGAAGUUAACAUUAUUGCCACCAAGUUUUGCCAAUGCUUAAAUAAAUUGGAUGAGAAUGAACAUCCAGAUAUCACAUCAGUGGUUACCAAUAUCUACUUGGAGUCUUCCAACAGUAUCAUGUACAUCCAAGACGCGCUUCAGCUCCUGUUGCCAUGCCUACAACAAGCUUCGAUUCAGCGUUCCUUGACGUGAUUGAUAAACUGACAUUUGGAUAGAGAUACAAAAAUAUAUCAUAUUUAUAAAUUUUGUUACAAGAUUUUGGUCAUUAAAUUACAUCCUAAACACAAA